AUGCAAGACGUGUCGGAAAUAGUCCCUGAAUUGUCUGCGUAUCAGUACAGCCCGCUUCCACCAAGGCCCAACAAUAUCCGUUUGCUCCGUAUACUCCCGGCUCGCGGGGACACCGCCCCUAUUCGAUGUCACCUCUUCGAUUAUUCUCUUUCGGAUCAACGCAAAGGAGGUCACCUAUACGAAGCACUAUCAUAUGUGUGGGGGAUCACCGACAAGUCCCAGACUAUCUUCAUUGACGAUCAGUACCUGGCGGUGACCGCCAACCUCCACGAGGCCCUGUUACAUCUGCGAGAUACUGCGAUCGAACGGAUCGUGUGGAUCGAUGCGAUUUGUAUAAAUCAGGCAGACCUGAAAGAGCGUGGUGAGCAGGUCCAGCUUAUGGCCAAGAUCCAUAGCCAUGCAGCUUGUGUGGUCGUUUGGCUCGGACAGGCUUCGACUCAUAGCGACAUAAUGCUGGAGACAAUACGCAGAGCUGCCGGCGACGGGACGUUCCCGCGGUGCCAUGCGUCUGUAUGGGCGGGGAUUGAAGAGGUUUUAGGACGGCCGUGGUUUAGGCGCAUCUGGGUCCUUCAGGAAGUGGCGGCAGCCAGGCAGAUCCGACUGCACUGCGGAUUUGUGGAUCUUGACGGGUACACAUUUAGUGCUGGGUUAAGAGUGUUAAGCUAUCAAUACCCUGGGCUUAUAGUCCUGCAGCGCUUGGUAGCUCCUGUAAUCGACAUCGUGAGAAGGGCGAUCUUCAGGCCGAGAAUCAUGGAAAGCGCGUCGAACUCAGGGAACUUUUCUCUCCGUAUACUGCCUCUGGGCGAGUUGAUCGAAAUGUACAACCGCCACGAGGCAACUGAGCGUCACGAUAAGAUUUUUGCGCUGCUAGGUAUGAGUUCCGACAACCCUAUUUCGGCUGGGUUAAUACCCAAUUAUGCGCUCCGAUGGAGUGAGGUUCUGCGGAAAAUAAUUGUUUUCCUGUUGGGUUCUGACGUGUCAGCCGAGUCAGCAAUCAUUGAAGGGAAAGGAUAUGUUCUUGGCAAGGUGUGCAAAGUGGACGGUGGUGAUACAAGCGACAGCCAAGAUAUCGAAAUUAUACCUACAGCAGCAACCAGGCGUCCUGAGGGCAAGCGUACGUUGUCUCUGCAGAGACUUUCGAAUCCCGUGAGAGAAGGCGAUAUCAUCUGCCUGCUUUCCGGGGCACAAAAUCCAUCUAUUGUCCGAUUAUGCAAAGACUACUUUAUCGUUGUCAGAAUCCAUAUCUCUAUGCCGCUGAAUGUGCCUAAAAAUGCCUCUGGGCACGAUUUUCUACUAUACUGGGAUUGGGAAGACUCCGAACAGAGAUCAUCGGAACAUUCUGAAUACAAGACCUUGAUGGAAUCUCUGGCGUCACAAUGGACAGAUACUCGUCCACAUGAGAUGACCCGCCUGUGGCAUGUAGCACUGAUAUUGGACGAUGCUUGGGAAUUCAGAAAAUCGAGCAUAAGAGUGCAAGACUCUUUGCUAGCCCAUGUAACUGAACUGGGGGAGGAGGAUCCGCGAACUUUGACCUGCGCGCACAAGACUGCAUCCUUGCUGUUGAAGCUGGAUGAGAUGGAGCCAGCAGUGGCAUUGUUUGAUCGAGUAAUAAAGUUGGCUUGGAAGAGGAGGGAGUUGGAUACAAUCACGAUGAACAGUCUCUCCGCGCUGGCGAUGGUCUACAGGGCGCAAGGCCGCUGGAGCGAGGCGCGAAAGUUAAGAGUGAUGGAAGAUACCAUCGAUAUGAUGCGAAACGACAAGCAUACCUGUGCGGAUAUAAUGGCGAAGGCGACUAGGAAACCAGAUAAGGAUGUCCCGAUGCUUACAUUUGAGCGAGAAGGGCACAACGCUCAAGUCACGGAAGAUCAGCUUAUCACGAUAGCCAAGGACCCCUGUGGAGCGGAAAUAAUGGAAGUCGUCCUUGAAUACCAAGGAAGAGAAGCGCGUAUCACAGAUGCUGUGAUCGCUGCAGCUCCGCGGAAUGGAAGUCACGGAAAGGCAGUUAUUAAGUUGCUCCUUGAAAGAAGUGGAUAUGAAAUACGACUUCCAAAAAACGUUCUCCUCGCUGCAAUGGAGAACAUUGAGAGCGGUUGUGAAAUACCCCAGCUUCUUCUUGACCAAGGAAAAGCCACGACGGUUAUUGAUGAGGCCGUGGUCGCGGCCACGCAGCAUGCGAGCGAGGAGCAUUUGAGGUUAUUGAUGAGGAAGGAAUAUGAACAGGUCCAGUUUACGCGAGCCGCACACGUUCAGGUUGCAGGCAAAUGCGACAAGGGAUUCAUGAAGAGGUUACUUGACAAGGAAGGUGAGAGGUUCAGACCUACUGAGCAUAUACUCAUCGCAGCAGCAGGGAGCCGCUAUGGAAGCGGUGUGCUCUGCAUCCUCUUUGAGGAACGAGGAAACGACAUCAAGAUCACCGACGACGUUGUUGCUGCUGCUGCUGGCCAUAAAUACGGAGACGGUGUGAUACGACUCCUGCUGCAGCGUAGACACAACGAAGUUCGGCUUACAGAAAAAGUGGUUGUGGCGGCCGCGCGGUCCCCGUCUGGAAAGGAUAUUAUGAUGCUCCUUCUCGGACGUGAAAUCGACAAGAAUCGGUUAUCUGACAAUGUGGUGGUUGAGGUAGCAAGAUAUUUCGAUGCUGAGAUCAUGUCGCUCGUCCUUGAUUCCAUGCAGCGCAGUGUUGAAAUCCCCGAGGGAAUGAUCACUGCUACUCUGAAGAACCAGCAUGGUAAAGACAUCUUGCGCCUUCUUUUCCACACCAGAAGAAGCAAGGUGAACGUCAGAGAUGACACGGUCACUCAGGUGGCCGAGUUAUGUGAUCCCGAAACAAUGAAGCUCCUCCUUGAUAGCACGCAAGGUUCGGUCACGUUGACAGACUCCACACUCAUUGCGGCAGCUCGGAACAAAGGCGGUCAUUCAAUGCUCAUGUUGCUACUCAGUCAAACACGGGGCAGGCUCCAAAUCAGUGAAGAACUGGUCUUACAUGUUGUAAGGAAGGGGAGAGGAGCACUGAAGGCAUUGCUAGAUAAAAGAGGCCAGGAUUUCCACGUUACAGAAGGCAUCUUGGUUGCAGCAGCUCAACAGUGGUACGGGAAGCAGCUUUUGACGCUUCUUUUUGAGAGAAAGUCAGACGAGAUUCGGAUUACUGAAAAGGUGCUCAACGCGGCAGCUGGGAGCAAGCGUAGCGAUGAAGUGGUGGAGUUUCUAUAUGUCCAUAAGGAAAUGUUCAGGUAG
This is a messenger RNA of Aspergillus terreus NIH2624, 3234 nucleotides long. RefSeq lists its product as uncharacterized. The transcript is spliced from 2 exons. Lineage: Eukaryota; Fungi; Ascomycota; Eurotiomycetes; Eurotiales; Aspergillaceae. The record is from RefSeq and is a predicted model, not a curated record. The coding region runs from base 1 to 3234 and encodes 1077 amino acids. Gene Ontology annotation, molecular function: protein binding.